AUGAUCCAUCCGAAGUUUGACGACAAUAUAGUGAACGAUAUAGCGCUAUUAAGUCUUGCUUCUGCAGUUCCUCUCGCUAAUAAUCCUCAUAUAAAUUUCGCAUGCUUGCCUCUAGAAGUUCCCAAAGUCAAGAGGAGAUGCGGGGUCUCUGGAUGGAGUGAAGAGCCCUAUGAUCAUCUUGAAGCUUUGAUAUAUAUGAAAGAAGUUGAUGUACCAAUUGUUGACAAUAAUAAAUGCGAAGCGCGGUUGCAAACAACAAGAUUGUCUCAUAAUUUUAAAUUGGACAAAAAAAGUUCUAUUUGUGCUGAGGGCGAACCGGAAAAAGAUUCUUGCUCGGGUGACGGAGGCGCUCCUCUUGUCUGCGAACGAACGAAUGGUCAGUGGGAAGUUGUUAGUCUUGUUGCUGGUGGUGUUAGUUGUGGACAACCCAUUCCUGGACUCUAUGUUAAUGUUAAAAAUUAUAUUCCAUGGAUUCAUGAACAAAUUGCUAAUAGUUGUUAG
Molecule: messenger RNA, 501 nt
Organism: Cotesia glomerata
Lineage: Eukaryota; Metazoa; Arthropoda; Insecta; Hymenoptera; Braconidae
Product: phenoloxidase-activating factor 2-like
Exons: 2
Coding region: 1-501 (166 amino acids)
Biological process (GO): proteolysis
Molecular function (GO): serine-type endopeptidase activity
Source: RefSeq, a predicted model, not a curated record